Molecule: messenger RNA, 2283 nt
Organism: Lentinula edodes (shiitake mushroom)
Lineage: Eukaryota; Fungi; Basidiomycota; Agaricomycetes; Agaricales; Omphalotaceae
Product: P-loop containing nucleoside triphosphate hydrolase protein
Exons: 6
Coding region: 1-2283 (760 amino acids)
Biological process (GO): ribosomal large subunit assembly; rRNA processing
Cellular component (GO): preribosome, large subunit precursor
Molecular function (GO): ATP hydrolysis activity; ATP binding
Source: RefSeq, a predicted model, not a curated record
AUGUCCCGUAUUGUGAACGCUAUCGCUCUCAACGAACCUGUGCUCCUUACCAGAGAUACAAGGACUGGGAAGACUAGUGUCAUAACUCAUCUGGCCCAUAUCUUACAUCAACCUCUCAUUUCCGUGAAUCUAUCUAAAAAAACGGAAUCAUCUGUCUUGAUUGGUGGGUUCCGGUCCUUGGAUGCGCGGAUACCUGCCUUAUCUUUACAGUCAAAAUUUCUGCAUCUGUUUAGAGAGAAGUUCAACCGUAGAAGGAAUGAAAGAUUUGAGGCGGACGGUACUUCGAAAGCUAAACGUCACGCCUUUGAGCGCGACGUUGACGAGUUCAGUGUGCAGUAUGUGAGCGGCAAGGGAAGGCUUGCUGUUGAUUUUGUCGAGGGCCUGUUAGUUCAAGCGUUGCGCGAAGGCGAAUGGAUCCUUCUUGACGAGGUUAAUUUAGCUACUGCAGAGACUCCUGAGUGCAUCGCUAAUCUGCUUCGUAAACCGACUGUCUCUAUCACUCUGACCGAACAAGAAUCACUGGAGCCGGUACCUCGACAUCCCAUCUUCCACCUCUUUGCGUGCAUGAACCCCGCUACUGAGGUUGACAAGAAUGAUGUUCCUCCUAAUAUCCGCCCUCGGUUUACCAAAAUCAAUGUCCCACCUCCUGAUGCGGUUCGCGAAACACUGAUUGCUGCACAAUAUAUUGGCUUCAGUGAAGUCAGCGACAAAGUUUCCAUCAUGGAUGUUUGGGAAUUAUACAUCGCAGUUAAACACUUGGCUGAAACUUGCGAGAUUGCAGAUCGAGCCAAUCAUCGUUCUCAGUUGAGUAUGCGUACACUUGCUCGCGUAAUGACUUUUGCAUUCGACAUUGCAAGCACCUACGGACUUCAGAGAGUUCUGUGGGAAGGGUGCCUCAUGGAAUUCACCAUGUUUCGCGAUAUACCAAGUUCCGAGAAAGUCUUUUCUUUGGCCGAAAAGCAUCUGUUAGCUGGAAUUAAAAAUGUGCGUUCUGCAUUACCCAACAAACCUACUUUACCUCCAUGUUGUGCACCACAGAACUUUGUCAAGCUGGGCCCUUUCUUGGAACAUGGACUUGUACCUCUAGAUCCUGCCGACGACUACAUUUCGGCACCGUCAACAGAGAAGAAACUAAUCGUUCUUGCUCGAAUCAUUUUCACUCGACGCUUCCCUGUCCCCAUUGAGGUACCUACUUCCAGUGGGAAAACUAGUUCAAUAGAAUACCUCGCUAAAAGAACCGGACGUCGCUUCAUUCCUAUCAACAACCACGAACAGACUGAUAUACAACAAUACAUUGGUUCCUACGUUCUGCAACCCGUCCCCGGGGAACUGGCAUUCACUGAUGGUUUGCUCAUCCGUGCCUUACAAAGUGGCGACUGGAUCGUACUGGACGAGGUCAACCUCGCCCGAACGGAUGUCCUCGAAGCUUUGAAUAGACUGCUCGAUGACAAUCAGGAGUUAGUUAUACCGGAGACAGCAGAAACUGUCAGACCCCUCCCACAUUUCGUGUUGUUCGCUGCGCAAAAUCCAUCAGGCCUAUAUGCAGGAACAAAGGUGUUGUCUCGUGCGUCCCGCAAUCGUUUUCUGGAAGUUCACUUCCAAGACGUCCUUGAAGCUGAGCUGGAGAUUAUUCUUUGCCAGCGAUGUAUGAUCGCAAUUUUGUACGGAGAGAAGUUUGUCACAGCAUUUCGCGAAUUGGACAAACGAAGGCAAACUGAUCGUGGUUUUGAAAGCAAGCAGAGCUUUGCCAGACUUCGAGAUUUGUUCCAGCGUGCUCGCAGAGAUGAAGACAAAAUUAUCGUCAAAGUGAGUCGUGCACCAGACUUUGCUCAGUUUCUCGAUUGUGAUCCUUCAAGUGCAUCUCUCAUUUGGACCAAAGCUAUGCAAAGACUUUUUGUCGUUGUCGCUCGUGCCGUUCGUUUCAAUGAACCGAUUCUCCUCGUCGGCGAAACUGGGUCAGGGAAGACCUCUGUUCGUCAGAACACGGAGACGGCAGAUCUCAUUGGUGGUUUGGGUCUCACAGGAGAUCGUGCUUCGUUGGAAGCUGACGCUUUACGGAAAACAGGAGUACUAUCAUCUAAGAUAGGCUCAGAACUGGACUCUCACCAUGUAGCGACUUUGCAAUCACAAUCAGAUAUGCUCCUGAAAUCCACUACUCUAACUUCUCCUACUCGCAACGCCCUGGAGAAGCUUCAAACGAGGCUAUGCGUAACCGGGAUGUCUUGGUGGACUAGAUUUCUCUUGCUGAUGAUUCCGUACUGGAACGCUUCAACAGCGUCCUAG